Molecule: messenger RNA, 1514 nt
Organism: Trematosphaeria pertusa
Lineage: Eukaryota; Fungi; Ascomycota; Dothideomycetes; Pleosporales; Trematosphaeriaceae
Product: glycoside hydrolase family 28 protein
Exons: 4
Coding region: 101-1447 (448 amino acids)
Biological process (GO): carbohydrate metabolic process
Molecular function (GO): polygalacturonase activity
Source: RefSeq, a predicted model, not a curated record
UUAAUCAUGGAUAUAUUAAGGACAAGCAGAGCUGCUGAGAUGAGGCUCGUCACGCUUGAAGACUUUGAGUUGAGUGAUCUGACUGAGAAGAGCUGGAAAGAUGCGCGUUUCGUCAUACAUCGCCGCGGCUCUGCUGCAAGCUUCGGUGGCGCGGUCUUCGCCUGUGGAAGCUGAGGCUCUUGUAUCUCGAGGUGGACCGUCGAAGAGGCCGUACCAUCCCAUUACCCCCAAGCAUCCCGGCAAAUCGUUCCCUUCCUCGCCCGCUCGCACGAAGACUUGCACAGUCAAGAGUCACGGCGACGGCAAGGAUGACUCCGACUACAUCUUGAGCGCUAUCAAGCAGUGCAACAAUGGCGGUCACGUGGUCUUUUCUAAGGAGAAAAGCUACACUAUCGGCACCGCUUUGGAUCUCACGUUCCUCAAGCAGAUUGAUCUGGACAUCCAAGGCACCAUAACCUUCACCAACGACACCGACUACUGGCAGGCCAACUCCUUCAAGCACAUCUACCAGAACGCCACCACCUUCUUCCAGCUCGGAGGCGAAGACGUGAACGUCUACGGCGGCGGCACGCUGGACGGAAACGGCCAAGUGUGGUACGAUCUCUACGCCAAGGAUAUCUAUACCCUGCGCCCAAUCCUCUUCGGCACCAUUGGCUUGAAGGGCGGCAGUAUUUCGGACUUGAACCUGAGGUAUUCGCCGCAGUGGUACAACUUCGUCGCGAACUCAAGCGAUGUGGUAUUCUCGGGCCUGACGAUUAGUGGCGGAAGCACGAGUAGUAAUGUGGCGAAGAAUACGGAUGGAUGGGAUACGUACCGCUCAUCCAACAUCGUCAUCCAAAACUCACACAUCGACAACGGUGACGAUUGCGUCUCCUUCAAGCCAAACAGCACAGACAUCGUUGUCCAGAACCUAAUCUGCAACGGCAGCCACGGUAUCAGCGUUGGCAGCUUAGGCCAGUACGUCGGCGAAGUAGACAUCGUGAAGAACGUCUACGUCUACAACAUAAGCAUGUCCAACGCCUCAGACGGCGCACGCAUCAAAGUCUGGCCGGGCAGCGCCUCGGCCCUCUCCGGCGACCUCCAAGGCGGCGGCGGCUCCGGCGCCGUCACCAACAUAACCUACGACGGCAUGGCAAUCAGCAACGUCGACUACGCCAUCGAGAUCACGCAGUGCUACGGCCAGAAGAACAUCACGCUGUGCAACCAGUACCCGAGCAACCUCACCAUUUCCGACAUCACGAUAAGGAACUUCGAAGGCACGACCAGCGACAAGUACGACCCGCUGGUGGGCUAUCUGGUGUGCUCCAGCCCGCAGGUGUGCAGCGAUAUUCAUAUUAAGAAUGUUAAUGUGGUGAGCCCAAGCGGGACGAACUUGUAUGAGUGUGGCAGUAUUCCUGGGAUCGAGAGCCAGGUUAAUUGUACGAAUAUGACGGCGAGCUCGAAUUGAGCUGCCUUCUCGCGUGGAGAUGGUAGUUUAAAUGGACAGUUGUGGAAUUGGAAAGAGUCGCUGAUAC